Sphaeroforma arctica JP610 is the source of this 876-nucleotide messenger RNA. RefSeq lists its product as hypothetical. The record is from RefSeq and is a predicted model, not a curated record. Lineage: Eukaryota; Ichthyosporea; Ichthyophonida. The coding region runs from base 1 to 876 and encodes 291 amino acids. The transcript is spliced from 2 exons.
AUGAGCCCCGAAUCCCCUGACUGGGCACCGGCUGACCCUGAACUAACCACCUCACUCAUUGUGGAGUUACCGGUUACCGACAUUGCAAUGCCGCAUGAUUGGACCAUUGUUCCGGAAGGGUGCUUGGAAGUUCCCAGGGCCCAACCGCUGCCUGGAUUAGGAGAAUCUCCACUUCUCCUAACACUGGAAGCCCAGCAGGAAGGCCAGAUAACUUCUGGCGAGAAAGAACCCUUUUCCCUGACUACGCCUGACCCCCAGGAGGACAUUGAUUUGUUGGCGUUCCAUGGAAACAAAUUGUACAGCCCUCCGGAGUCUUUCGUCCCACUCGACCUCACAGGUAAAGAGUACGCACCAUCGAGUGAACCCGUCCACGAGGACGAUCCAGAAGGCAUCUUCCCUUUAACUCUGGGACAGAUACCCUACUUAGCCGAGCUAUUGGAUUUUGAAGCGGACCUGCUCAAUGGGGCCGCAGACCUUCCAACAUAUUCCCUUUUCUAUGAAUUCCAGGAGGUACCCCUUGGCACUGGGGACUUGGUGUAUGCUGCAGGUCUCGAAGACGAGCCUUUGGUGAUCUUCCCGUAUGUGGACACGCUUCCAGCAGGGGAUGUAACUCUGACUCCCCAACCGUGGGUCCGGCUCUGCGCGGCACACAACCACCCCCGUUCGAGCGAAUUCACGGAUGCCGACGAGGUCUUCUUUGAGGAUCAUGCCCACUUCGUGAUCAAUGCCGCCGGUACGCUCACCCAACUACGAAGAGCAUUCUGUUUUGCUGCUUCCUCUGCGUUCCGCCAGGAAUUGCUCGCCACAUGGAAACUCAAGCAUGACUCGUUUCAGCUAACUGAGCUGCCAGCCCCACCCCAGGCUGACCCAGUCUAG